This is a messenger RNA of Acanthisitta chloris (rifleman), 1502 nucleotides long. It is a transcript of the gene AGT, whose product is annotated as angiotensinogen (serpin peptidase inhibitor, clade A, member 8). The record is from RefSeq and is a predicted model, not a curated record. Bases 1 to 1419 code for a protein of 472 amino acids. NCBI's taxonomy places the organism in Eukaryota, Metazoa, Chordata, Aves, Passeriformes, Acanthisittidae. The transcript is spliced from 4 exons. Gene Ontology annotation, molecular function: serine-type endopeptidase inhibitor activity. Gene Ontology annotation, biological process: regulation of systemic arterial blood pressure by renin-angiotensin.
AUGAAUCUGGUAGCAGAUCUUCUCUGUAUGUUGGCUUGCCUUACCGUGGUGACUUGUGACCGGGUCUACGUCCACCCUUUCAACUUGUUUUCUUUCAAUGAGAGUGACUGUGACAAGCUGGAAAAAUUGGUCCAGGAGGGAAAGACAAAAACUAUUUUUCCUGCCUCCAUUGAGUCCCAAACCACACCUGCCUACGAAGAUGACAGGGACAAGUCAGAAGACCCGAGCCUGACUGGCUGGGGCAAGGAGGAACCAAGCUACAUGAAGAACUUUGUGUCCAUCCUGGGUGUGCGGUUUUACAGCAUGCUGCAGAAAGUGCAGCAGGGUCAAAAUGUGCUCCUGUCCCCAACCAGUCUUUACAGCUCCUUGGUGUCUUUCUACCUGGGUGCCUCAAACCAGACAGCAGUUGAUUUGCAGGGUUUGUUGGGAUUUGUGCCCCCAUCUGGGAACCCUGACUGCACUUCCAGGGCUGUUGGAAGCCAUUUCCUUUCCAGCCUGAGGACAAUCGAAAGCCUUGUGAAGAGCAGUGACAAGGAGCUGCUCUUUUCCAAGACACUCUGCCUGUUCUCUGCCCCUGGCAUACCUCUAUUUGAUCUGUUCCUGCAGGACUUGCUCCACUCCACUGAUGCCUUCUAUGCCCGAGCUGUUGACUUUACAAAUCCAAGUGAGGCAGUAAAACAAAUUGAUGCCUUUGUGGAGGCCAAAAGCGAGGGCCAAAGCAAGUGCUUACUGACAGACAUCGAUCCAUCCACUGACCUGCUGUUUGCAGUGGACAUCUGCUUGGCAGUGAACGUUAAGCAAGCCUUCCAACUCCAAGAGCCUCAGGAGUUCUGGGUGGAUUCAAACACAAAGGUCUCGGUCCCUAUGUUGUCUGUCACGGGGACAUUUAAGUACAAAACUGAUGCCAGUGGGACCUUCUCUGUGGUGGAAGUCCCCAUCAGCCAGACAGCACUGCUGAUGCUGCUGCAGCCCAUCAAUGGCAGUGACCUGGAGCAUGUGGAAUCCGAGCUGACGUCCUCAGACUGGCUGCAGCGGCUGUCCCCAAGAGAAAUUAAAUUAACGCUGCCAGCAUUAGCAAUAGAAGACAGCUUCGAUCUAAAGGAGCUUCUUACAGAUAUGGAACUGCCUGCACUGCUGGGGAAAGGGGCAGAUUUCAGUAAAAUAAGCAACACCAAUCUAACAGUUGGAAAGGUAAUAAAUAAAGUCUCUUUCAAACUGACCAGUGAUGGAACAGAACAGGCAGAAGACCCUGCAGCACAGAAGGAAGAUGGGGUGUACCUGGAUGUAACGCUGAACAAGCCGUUCCUUUUAGCUGUUCUUGAAAAUAAGUCAAGGGCAAUGAUUUUCCUUGGCAAAGUAACAAAUCCUCUUGCACAGGGUUUAAAUACAAACACAGAGGAUAAGAAAGGAGGGGAAUGAGGCAUAUUUCCUACCACCUUUUUCUUAUUCAUCAGCUAUGUCUAUGAUGGUGUUGAGUGCUCUACUUAGCUUUGAAAAGAAGC